AUAGCAUCUAUUAUCGGGCCGAAGCUUUCUGUGCCCUCGGGCCUAUCUCUGCUUUGAAUGCCGGUUCCGUGACUUACGCAAGUCCGCCCGCCCAAUAAUACCGAAAUUCUCUUGGCUUUCAUCACCAACGGUUGAGACGACGGCCGAGAGUGAAAAUGGGUCAUAUAUAAGAUGAGGUUCGGCAAGCCUGCAGCUACUCUUGACCAUGUCCCCCUCAAAGCGGAGCACCCACGUUUCUACAUUCUGAGACCCCCUCAUCCCUCUAAAUUAUUGAAAUUUGAAACCACAUUCCACCAUGACCUUUCUUCGUGGCAAAAUCUUGAAUUGGGCGAUCACCGCAUGUGCUGGCUCAGCCUUUCUGCUAUUUGGUUACGACCAGGGCGUCAUGUCUGGCUUGCUCACAGGCUCAGCCUUCACUUCGCAGUUUCCCGAAAUAGAUACAACGGAGGGUGCGAACGGAUCAGCGUCCCUUCAAGGAACUGUGGUUGCCAUUUAUGAGAUAGGCUGCCUGUUCGGAUCCAUCUUCACCUUCUUCUUUGGUGAAAGGUUCGGAAGACGUCGAACGAUCAUGCUUGGUUGCGCCGUUCUGUGUAUCGGCGCGGCAUUACAAGUCGCGUCUUUUGGUAUCCCUCAGCUGAUCGUUGGACGAAUCGUCACGGGAUUGGGUAACGGCAUGAACACGUCAACCGUCCCUGUGUGGCAUAGUGAGACGACCCAGCCGCACAACCGAGGUCGUGCUCUGGCCAUUGAGCUAGCCAUCAAUAUCUUUGGAGUCAUGACGGCCUAUUGGGUCGACUACGGCUUUAGUUUUGUUCAGAAUCCAUCUCAGUUUCGUGCCCCGCUCGCCCUUCAAAUAAUCUUUGCCCUAGUCACCAUCCUGCUUAUCCAGUUCUUACCUGAAUCUCCAAGGUGGCUUUUAAAGCAUGGACGAGCGGACCAAGCGAAAGAUGUCCUGGAUCGGUUAUCUGUCCUUGAGGGAUCAGAUCGGGCUGAGCGACUCGAAGCUGAGCUGGCAAGCAUUCAACAUGCUUUGGCAGAGGAGGAAGCCGCCACUCUCAAAGACAAGAAUGGGAAUCCCGUUUCUGCCAUUAGAGCAUGCUUCACCAAUGGUAAAGAGAGGUACUUUCACCGAGUCAUGUUAGGUGUUGGAUCUCAGUUUAUGCAGCAACUUUGUGGUAUCAAUCUGAUUACCUACUAUGCGCCUGUCAUCUUUGAGCAGUCCGUCGGUUUAUCCCAUCACGUCUCACUCUUGUUAUCUGGCUUCAACGGAAUCGCGUACUUCUUCUCUUCCCUGAUUCCUAUUUCGCUCAUCGACCGUAUCGGAAGGCGAAAGUUGAUGCUGUUCGCCGCGGCCGGACAAUGCGCUUGUAUGGCGAUCUUGGCUGGAACAACUUCUGUAACACACAAAGCUACCGGUAUUGUCGCUGCCACGAUGCUCUUCCUCUUCAAUUUCUUCUUCGCCGUUGGACUCUUGGCGAUUCCAUGGUUGCUACCAGCAGAAUAUGCCCCGUUGCCUAUUAGAGCCUCAGCAGCAGCUCUUGCCUCGGCAUCCAAUUGGAUCUUCACUUUCCUGGUCGUUGAGAUCACGCCUGUGUCUAUCAAGAACAUUGGUCACAACACUUACAUCUAUUUUUGCGUCUUCAACUUUUGCUUCUUACCACUUAUUUAUUGCUUUUACCCCGAAACUGCCAAUUUAUCCUUGGAGCAGAUCGACUUGCUGUUCACAGGGGAUAAAGUCUACCUUCAUCUACCAUCAGGUCUCGCUCAUACAAGUACCGUCUCUGACUCUGAACAUGGGACACUUACUCCGGUUGGGCCAACGGAGCUCAGGGACAAGGACGUCUCGGUUCGUACCGAAGCAGAAAAGAAGGAAUGAAAAUAUUCAGAGGGAGUCUUUCGACGAACAUGGCAGAGACCACCAUGCUUCUGAGAAAUAUGUAGUGUACCUAAAGUGUCCAAUGUCAUGCAUAGGGCUUGACGUCUUGAGGUAAGCCCUUCUCUAG
Molecule: messenger RNA, 2003 nt
Organism: Kockovaella imperatae
Lineage: Eukaryota; Fungi; Basidiomycota; Tremellomycetes; Tremellales; Cuniculitremaceae
Product: sugar transporter
Exons: 11
Coding region: 296-1876 (526 amino acids)
Biological process (GO): transmembrane transport; carbohydrate transport
Cellular component (GO): membrane
Molecular function (GO): carbohydrate:proton symporter activity
Source: RefSeq, a predicted model, not a curated record